Geodia barretti is the source of this 3043-nucleotide messenger RNA. The record is from the annotation of a GenBank genome assembly. Lineage: Eukaryota; Metazoa; Porifera; Demospongiae; Tetractinellida; Geodiidae.
GCUGCAGGCGCGGGAAGCGGGAAAUUGCGACGUUCGAACUCUUCCAUGGAGUUCAUGCAAAGGACGAGGGGACGAAAGUCCCGGGUGGCGUGCAGCUAUCCCUGCGCUCUCCAGCUGUACAAACUCCCUCCCACGGAGGUGGUGAGUCUGCAAGAGUUCGAGGAGCUGGCCGAGAAGCGGCUGAGACUUUUGCAGGCGGUGGAGAGCAAGAGGGUGAAGCUGGCUCACGACGGAGUCCACAGGAACAACGAGGAAUACGAGACUCACAUGAAACCAGUAGUGAAGGGGGCAGACACCAUUCCACUAGGGUUGCACCAAGAGUUUGAUAAUGUGCUGACUCUUGACGAGCGGAAGAGGAAGGAGAAUGUCCUGAGGAGACAGCAGGAAAACAGACGAAGAGACCACAUCUCUCACUACAUCCUCCGACUUGCCUACUGCCGCACAGAGGAAAUGAGGCGGUGGUUUCUCACACAAGAAACAGAGCUUCUCAGGUGUCGCUUUGCGUAUCUUUGCCAUCAAAUCGACAAGGAGGAGAUUUUUCACAGAAUAUGAGAAAGAUUUGAACUUUGUUCAUGUCGAGGCGACUGAACUGGACGAAACUACACUGUCAGAGGUUCAGUUGUUCUACAGUGGAAAUUCAGAGCUGACAUCAUGCAUCAAGGUUCCAUUCACAGCUGCCCUAGAUCUGGUCCAGUCUCGUCAAGUAGUGAUAAAGAAUGGCUACGGGUACGUUCCUCACAAAGACGACUUACUUCUCUCCCUGGUGUGCAACAAGUUCAGAACCAGGGUCUCCGAGGAGCUGGUGAAAACGCUGCAUCACCUGGCGGUUGUCGACGACGACGAGCGACUGGCACCGUUCCUGAAGAGACUAAAAGAUCGCUAUCUUGGCGAAGAUUUCAACACCGGAACUGAAAUAAGUGGCCAAGUUCAUCCCUCCCAGAUAAAUACACUGAGCAAGGAAUCGUUCCCUCCCUGCAUGCGGAACCUCCAUGAGACUCUGAGGUCAGAACACCAUCUGAAGCACUUUGGCCGUCUCCAGUAUGGAUUAUUCCUCAAGAGUAUCGGGCUUUCUUUAGACGGUGCUCUGGCGUUUUGGAGAGCGGAAUUCACAAAGAAAAUGGACCCAGACAAGUUUGACAAACAGUAUGCGUACCAUGUGAGACACAGCUACGGCAAAGAGGGGAAGAGAGCCAACUACACUCCCUACUCCUGCAUGAAGAUCAUCAUGUCUAACACACCCACCCAGGGAGAUCACCACGGAUGUCCGUUUCGUCACUGGGACCGAAGUCACAUGACUACCAUGCUCCAGUCACACGGACUCUCUAGCAAGGACGGUCAGAGUGUGCUGGAGUUUGUGGAGAGCUCACACUAUCAACUCGCCUGCCAAAAGUACUUCGAAAUCACCCACAAGUUGCAGUCGGCACCGUUCAGUCUGGAGCAUCCGUCGCAGUAUUUUGCCGAGAGUCGCAGGGUGAGGGGAGGUCUUGAUUCCAUGCCAAAGACGGAGCCGGGUGGAAUGGAAUCUGGUCAGGGAGACGCCAGUGGAGUGGAAUGUGAAGACGAGUCUGUUGCUAUGGAUGUGACUGCAGAGAUUUCACCCCUAGCAAGGUUUGACCUGGAUGCAGCCAUCAUCUUCAGCGAUAUCCUUGUUGUCCCACAAGCAAUGGGAAUGACUGUGGAGAUGGUGAAGGGAAAGGGACCACAUUUCCCCGAGCGACUGGACAGCCCAGAAGACAUGAAGAAACUCUCUCUGUCGGUGGAUGUCGACAAAGAGCUGGGCUAUGUCUUCUCCGCAAUCUCCCUCACCAGACGGAGACUGGAGGGGAAAGUGCCUCUCAUUGGCUUCUGUGGCGCUCCAUGGACGCUCAUGUCCUACAUGAUAGAGGGUGGGGGUAGCAACACCAUCAGCAGGGCGAAGGCUUGGCUCUACCGACACAAGGACGCCAGUCACCAGCUGCUGCAGGCCAUUACCGACGUCUGCGUGGAGUAUCUGGAGGGACAGGUCAAAGCCGGGGCUCAGGCUUUGCAGGUGUUUGAAUCUCAUGCUGGUAUACUUGGUACGAAGCAGUUUGAGGAAUUUUCUCUCCUCUACUUGACACAAAUUGCCAAUAAACUGAGGGAGCGACUGCAACAGAGUGGACUGCCCAAUGUUCCAUUGAUUGUCUUUGCCAAAGGAGCUCACUACGCUCUGCCCGAUCUCGGAUCCAGCGGGUAUGAUGUCGUCGGAAUUGACUGGACCCACGACCCCAGCGAAGCCAGACGAGCUGUUGGGGGUGGAGUCUGUCUCCAAGGCAACCUCGACCCUUGUGCACUAUAUGGUUCAAAAGAAGACAUAGUGGGAAGGGUGCAGGAGAUGGUGAGAGGGUUUGGACGGCAGAGCUGGAUUGCAAACCUCGGUCACGGGAUCUAUCCAGACAUGGAUCCCGAGCAUCUGAAGGUGUUUGUGGAUUCCGUUCAUUCCCUGUCACAGCAGUCCGUCUGACCGAUGGGGGGGCAGUGUAAUGAUAUUCAUGACCUUGUGGGACUCCAAUCAUGUCUCUACUCCAUUAACUUUGGCAGGGUUCAUUGGGGUUAAUAAUACUUGAGGUAAAAUUUUCAUGGGACGCAGAUGUCGACAGCAAAUAUUUAUGCUGAAUCCACACUCCAUAAUAAAGUGUUUAAUGAACAAAGAUCGAAUGCCAAACAUGUCGGUCUAUUUAUACAAGACAGUCUCAUUGGUCGUGAUUCAAAUUCAAAAACUGCUCAGACUCUCUGCGCAGUGUGUUUAGUCGGAGCCAAAGUAGGUCAUUCCGAAGUGGGAGGGGGAACACGGGUGCACCUCUGACGUCAGUAUCGUGAUUUUGGGAUAGUCCUUGAGUAGUUUGUGUACUCCGCGGGGUGUUGCGAAGAGAGAAAUGAUGUGAAUCUUCUCUUCUCUGACGCCGUGUUCUUUGAGGAUGUUUAGAGCUUCUUUGGCUGUGGCGCCAGAUUCUGGAGAGAGGCAAUGGAGGAAUGAGGAAGGCAGAGAGGAUAGAGAGAGAGAAAGGAGGGGCGGAGGGAAGAG